Molecule: messenger RNA, 1666 nt
Organism: Juglans regia (Persian walnut)
Lineage: Eukaryota; Viridiplantae; Streptophyta; Magnoliopsida; Fagales; Juglandaceae
Product: polyadenylate-binding protein RBP47-like
Exons: 6
Coding region: 155-1447 (430 amino acids)
Cellular component (GO): cytosol
Molecular function (GO): mRNA binding
Source: RefSeq, a predicted model, not a curated record
UGGACACUACCACUGUUCUCUACUUCUCUCCACGAAAACCCUCUCUCUCUCAAGCUUGGAUUCGAUCUUCUUGUUUUGAGGUUCUGAGAAUUUGAAUCUUUUUUGUUUUUGGAAUUUUUAGAGUGUGGACUAGGGGAUAAGAGAUAAAGAUAAGAUGCAAUCCAACGGCUCUGAUUCGAACACGCAGCCGCCGGAGAAGCAGAGUCAACGGCAGCCACAACCGCCGGCGCCUCAUUGGAUGGCGAUGCAGUACCCGGCGGCGGCACCGAUGGUAAUGCAGCACCAGAUGAUGCCACCUCAGCAUUACGGGCCGCCGCCGCCGCCGCCGCCUCACUACGUUCCGUACCAUCUGUAUCAGCAGCACGUACAGGUACAACACCCGCAGCAGCAUCAUGCACAACAUGUACAGCAACAGCAGCAGCAGCAGCAGCAGGGAUCUGGCGGCGAGAACAAGACGAUCUGGAUCGGCGAUUUGCACCACUGGAUGGACGAGAAUUAUCUCCAUAGCUGCUUCGCUUCCACCGGCGAGAUCGCCUCCAUUAAGGUCAUUCGCAAUAAACAGACUGGUUUAUCAGAGGGCUAUGGAUUUGUGGAAUUCUAUUCACAUGCAGCAGCAGAGAAAGUUCUACAAAAUUAUGCUGGCAUUCUGAUGCCUAAUACAGAACAGCCCUUCCGUCUGAACUGGGCAACAUUUAGCAUGGGUGACAAGCGGUCUGAUAAUGUUCCGGAUAUUUCUAUUUUUGUUGGAGAUUUAGCUGCAGAUGUUACAGAUAGCCUAUUACAUGAAACUUUUGCUAGUAGAUAUCCAUCAGUUAAAGCUGCAAAAGUUGUUUUUGAUGCCAAUACUGGCCGAUCAAAGGGUUAUGGUUUUGUGAGGUUUGGGGAUGACAAUGAGCGAUCACAAGCUUUGACUGAGAUGAAUGGUGCCUAUUGUUCAAGCAGGCCUAUGCGCGUUGGUGCUGCAACUCCUAGAAAGUCAUCUGGAUAUCAACAAUCACAAGGUGGGUACACAUCAAAUGGUACACACCAGUCUGACGGUGAUUCAACAAACACAACAGUAUUUGUUGGUGGGUUGGACCCUAAUGUCACAGAUGAGGAUCUCAAGCAGCCUUUCUUACAGUAUGGUGAGAUAGUCUCUGUUAAAAUACCUGUUGGGAAAGGUUGUGGGUUUGUACAAUUUGCUAACAGGAAUAAUGCCGAAGAGGCAUUGGAGAAAUUGAAUGGUACGGUAAUUGGCAAUCAAACAGUGCGUCUUUCUUGGGGUCGCAAUCCAGCAAAUAAGCAGUUUAGAGGAGAUUUUGGCAACCAAUGGAGUGGGGCAUACUAUGGAGGCCCGGUUUAUGAUGGUUAUGGGUAUGCUCUGCCGGGUCCUCAUGACCCAAGCAUGUAUGCUGCUACAUAUGGGGCUUAUCCUGUUUAUGGCAACCACCAACAACAGGUAAACUGAAGGAACCUAAACCAGCAAGCAUUAUCACUCUAGAUGGGGCAAAAUUGGCUCCAUUUCUCUGUAAUAUGCUUGGUUCUGUGGUCUUAAAAUCCCCUCCAAUUGUGGAGUGGAACUGAAUUUUGAUAGCAUGAAGUCAUUCCGUAGGGAUUCGAUUAAUUCUUUUGUUAUAAUCGCUGGACUUAAAAUGAGAAAUUUAUUUAUUGGAAUAUUUGACUACUA